CUUGAGAAUAAACGUUAUCCCCAUGCCACUUUCUGCCAGCGCCAAUUGAGCUAAAGUUUGUGGCAAUGCUUCCACGCCUUUCAGGUUACCCUCAGCAUGCAGCUACCUGCGAGCGAUUAGCACGCAGUACACGGUACAAGAAAAUCCCAUAUCUAUUUCAAGUUGGCUUUACCUAGUGCUCUCGGGGCGUUGUCUUUGCGUUAUCGACGAUAAUGCAAACGAGCUACUACCCAACCCCAAAUAUCAUCUCCGCGAACGGGCAUUACCCACCUAGAAGUCCUCCUCCCAACGGAUUAUUGCGCAGGUUGACCCAUUCAACAAGAUCCUCCGUGGACAGGUACUCGCAAAUUGCAGCCUCCGGAGGAGACAUUGCACUUGCUGAAUCCUCAAAGCACACGGAUUUGUGGUUUUGCGAUGGUUCGAUCGUUUUAAGAGCAGAAGAUACCUUGUUUCGAGUGCACAAGUCUCAACUUGCUCGCCACUCGGCGUUCUUCCGCGAUCUGUUCUCAUUGCCACAGCCCAGUGCGGAUAAUACAGCGUCUUCUUAUCCGACCGUGGUUGCCAACAGCAACUUGAACCCUGCGCUACAAAUAGAUACAACCAAUGAAAUAGAAGGGUGUUCUGUUCUGCGAUUGCACGACAGGGCGGAGGAUGUCGAGAAUCUCCUCACGGCACUUUAUGAUGGCCCAAACUUCGGGAAGAAUGACCCUGCCGAUUUUUGCAUGGUCUCGGGGAUACUUCGACUUGCGACCAAGUACCUUGUUGAUUCGUUGAGAACAAAAGCCCUCGCACAUUUAAGCAAGGCUUGGCCGACUUCACUCAAGGGAUGGGACGCUAGAGAAGAUAUUUCUCGUGCCGAUGAAAUGCAGAGUGGUCCUGGAAUGUCCAACAUAUACCCUUCCCCUGCAGAUGUUAUUAUUCUCGCACGAGAAGUCAAUGCACCAAGCCUUUUGCCUUCUGCAUUCUAUGACUUAUCACGAUACCACUAUACCCAGCUUUACGAGCAGGACGACGAGAGCGGCCCUUCUAUUGCACAACUGCCGCUAUCAAAUGCAGACUUACAAAGGUUAGCUUUAGGGAAAGAGGCAUCGCAGCACGCGAUCACAACUCUCAUUCGCUCCAUGGGAUCGCAUUCUCAUCCGCUUCUGUUGGGGCAUCACACGCACACGCAUCGCUCGUGCAGAAGAGAUUUUUCGGAACUUGUGGCACUGGCCACUCAACAUUAUCUCUUUGAUCGCGAGCGUGGUUGCACUGAUCCUUUGUAUGUUGCUGAGGAGCUUGGGCAACCGUUGUAUGAUUUUGGUCAGGUUUCGGGUGCUGAUGACGCACGAUUUGGGGAAUCUCGCCGCAGUGUAGAAGUAUCCGAGUGCGAGGCGUGCGCGAGAGCGCUGGCGUUGUGGACUACAAGGGAAAGAGAAAGGAUGUGGAAGAUGAUACCGCUUUGGUUCCGACUGGACGUUUAAUGUUCUGCAUAAAUUUUCUAGAUAGUAUUGACAUGACCAUCAUUCCACGCCUAGUAUACGACCAAUUCAUUUUUGUUGUCCCACGAAG
Suillus bovinus is the source of this 1551-nucleotide messenger RNA. RefSeq lists its product as uncharacterized. The transcript is spliced from 4 exons. Gene Ontology annotation, molecular function: protein binding. The coding region runs from base 213 to 1463 and encodes 416 amino acids. The record is from RefSeq and is a predicted model, not a curated record. NCBI's taxonomy places the organism in Eukaryota, Fungi, Basidiomycota, Agaricomycetes, Boletales, Suillaceae.